Molecule: messenger RNA, 2690 nt
Organism: Episyrphus balteatus (marmalade hoverfly)
Lineage: Eukaryota; Metazoa; Arthropoda; Insecta; Diptera; Syrphidae
Product: RYamide receptor
Exons: 8
Coding region: 735-2117 (460 amino acids)
Biological process (GO): neuropeptide signaling pathway
Cellular component (GO): membrane
Molecular function (GO): neuropeptide Y receptor activity
Source: RefSeq, a predicted model, not a curated record
AAAAAAGUUUUUGAAAUCCUGCGCAUUGAAAUAUCCAGCAGUAAGCAGUAUUGUGUUGAGUGAGGGCUUUUAGUACAUAAAAGCUUUUGUAAAAUAUUAGCAAUUAAAUCUAAAGUUUAGCAUCGGUUCCACAGUAUUUUCGCGGGAUCUUAGCGUGUUGGGUUAAAAAAUAUCUUUCCUAACAUUGAGUGCAGUAGUCUUCGUGUUCGUGAGUAAUUUCUUUCUGUGCAUCCACUCGUUUUUUUUUUCAAAUUCAAUUCAAAACCGUUGCUGCGUUGUUUGUUAUUCGAUUUAACUAAGUGUUAAUUCUAACAAACCCAUUCUAGAUCAAGUGCAGUUUCUAAUUAGUUUAAUUAUGACCUAAAGUCCUUCUUCAUGCAUGCACGCCUAUAAUAUAACAUCAUGUAUAUUUGAUGAAAUAAAUAAAAAAAAUUUAAAGUUGUUUGUGAUUUUUAAAAAUUAUUUUCAUAAAUAGAAAAAAAAAAUAAAUAAAUAAGUGCAUCACCUUAACUCAUUUUGUAACAAAAUAGAUUAAAAAAGUGUCUAAAUGAUCUAUCACCAAUAUAAUAAUUAUUAUCACGUUCUUUGAAUCAAGAAGCCGGGGGUGCAAUUAUAAACUACAAAUGCAAUGUGAAUACAUUCCGAUCCAAAGAAAAUAUGUACCUCAACAGCAAUCUAUUCUAUGCUUAAAUAAAUGAAUGUGAGCAAUAAGCUCAAUAAAAAAAAACCUAACUAUGGAUGCAUUCUUCACAGGCACAAGUCCAAGGAGUCCAUCCGGCAAUCCAACAACAAAUCAUAAAAUCGAAUCUCCAUUCUAUUACAAUGCUCUUGAUUAUUUAAAUUAUUCAAAGAGCAUUGAAAGAAAUAACUCUGCUUUCGUGAAUGAUGUUACCUAUCAUUCGUUAAAUUCAAAAAAUCACACAGUCUACGAAGACGAUCGAGAAAUACAACAUUUCGGGAAUUAUUCUUGUGAUAGCAUCGACGACGAUGACAGCGAUGACCUGGCAGGCUGGUCCAGUGGCUAUUUCAAGUCCUGUGUAUAUCUCCUUUACAUAUCGAUAUUUAUAUUUGCACUCCUAGGCAAUGGAACUGUUUGCUACAUUGUGCAAUCCACGCCCCGAAUGCGAACUGUGACGAACUUUUUCAUUGCCAACUUGGCUGUUGGUGACAUUCUAAUGUCAAUGUUUUGUGUACCGUUUUCAUUUGUGUCGAUAUUGAUUUUAAAUUACUGGCCAUUUGGAAUUGUCCUUUGUCAUUUGGUGAAUUAUUCGCAAGCUGUUUCUGUGUUAGUGAGUGCGUAUACUCUCGUAGCUAUAAGUAUUGAUCGUUAUAUCGCAAUUAUGUGGCCACUCCGGCCACGGAUAACGAAAAGAUAUGCAAAGUGUAUAAUUGCUGCUGUCUGGCUGAUAGCAUUAAUGACUGCCUUUCCAAUUCCAAUUGUAUCGAAACUAGCUCAACCAGAUAUGUGGCAUGUUCAAUGUGAUCGAUAUAUUUGUCAUGAAGAUUGGCCAUCGAGUGAGCAGAAUUUUUACUACACCAUAGCAUUGUUAACUCUUCAAUUUGUUAUACCAUUGAGUGUAUUAAUUUUCACUUACACAAGAAUAGCGAUAGCAGUUUGGGGUAAACGUCCACCGGGUGAAGCUGAAAAUUCCAGAGAUCAAAGAAUGGCAAGAUCGAAAAGAAAAAUGAUAAAAAUGAUGGUCACGGUAGUGAUAGUUUUCACAAUCUGCUGGCUUCCAUUCAACAUUCUGGUGCUCCUUUUAAAUGAUGAAAGUUUUAUAGAAUGGACUCCUCUACCUUAUUUUUGGUUCGCAUUCCAUUGGCUAGCAAUGUCACACAGCUGUUACAAUCCUAUUAUUUAUUGUUAUAUGAAUGCCAGAUUCAGAGGUGGAUUUUUGCAGAUAAUCUAUAAGGUUCCUGGAUUACGUCGAUGCUGUUGCAUGAGAAGAUACCAACGAGGAUCUGAGAGGAGUUUCGAAGGACAAGGUGAUGAAUACACAUUUCAACUACAACGUGUAAAUACAUGCACUACAUACAUAAGCACGAGAAGAAAAAUUAGAAACAAUUCUAUGCAAGCGAGUCAAUUUUCCUGUGCAGAAACAACUAUCCUAAGAUAGUGGUGGAACAGAAUAUUCAAAAUCAAUCAGACAAAGGAUUACAACAAAUAAAUAUAAAAGUUUCAAUCAAAUACUAAAUAGUUAAACUGUAGCAUAGUGCCACAAUGAAACAAAUUAUUUAUUAGAUAAAAAACCAAUAGAAAUAAUUGUUAGUUUGACAAAAAAAAAAUCAAUGUUAUCGUAAUUGUUAAAUGAACGUUUUUUAAGCUUAAAGCGAAUAGAUAUGUUAUUUUUCUAUUUGUUUCAAGUACGUGUAGAUUUGAUAUGUUUCACCCCAGUUUAAGGAUUAUCCAUUUCUAAAAAACACUUUGUAAAUUGGAUAGAUUUCCAUACAAUACGAUGAGAAGUCAAGUACUUUGAUACGAAAUACACAAAAAUUUCUUAGAAGAAAAAUAUUAUUAAUGUAAUAAAAACAAAAACAAAAUAUUUACAUUUUUAAAAACAAAACAAAAUGAUUUUGCAUAAAGUGUUAUGUAUUUUUCUUGUUUAACAUCAUUAUCGUUACGAUGGGGGAAUUUCCAUAUCAAGGUAAGUGACAGCAAACUCCAUUGUUUCCUAUGUUUUUCACUUCAA